AUGACGAGACGACGAUGUGAGAAGACGACGACGGAUGUGAUUCUUCCUAACCACGCCACCAACGACGAAGGCAGAAUAAUCGAAGAAGAACCAGAAGACCCUAGAAGCUAUCUCCGCGGCAAAUUCCCUUCGCAUCUUCCAGGUUAUCCCUGGGAGUGUAGGAUUACCUAUCCUUGCAACGUCAGGGGAUUGCCUCCUCGGUUGCUGAGCCCUGGAUGUGUAGGGGUUGUCCCCCUAUCAUUCUUGGCGGUCUUACCUUAUCCUAUCCUCGCAACGUCAGGGGAUUGCCUCCUCGGUUGCUGA
Messenger RNA from Nezara viridula (southern green stink bug), 303 nucleotides. NCBI's taxonomy places the organism in Eukaryota, Metazoa, Arthropoda, Insecta, Hemiptera, Pentatomidae. The record is from the annotation of a GenBank genome assembly.